CCCUUAAACAUUCUUGAGGUAAUCAGAUCUGUGAUCACAGACGUCCAGACCGCACCGGAUCCAUAGCAAAGCUGGACUGUUUUAUUUCACGGCAAAAGGGGCUUUCUGAAAAAUUCUCAAAGCUGAUCUCGUGAUAAGGAGUACAAAGGUACCAGACGAAUCAACGUAUGCUUCUAAACGGAUCCUAAACAUCCAUCCAACCAGCCUAACAUCAGAUUUCAAAAUGCGGAUUUUUAAACAAAAGAAGUUUUACAUUGUGGUUCUGCUGAGCUUAAUCUGCAUUUGUACUGUGACUAUACCUAAAGAAUCUUAUGAAAAUAUCAUUGAUUUUAUGAACAAUACCAUGGCGGAGCGUAUCUUUCAUAAAGAACCCUGUGCAUGUAUGGAAAGAUGUUUGACGGCAAAUGAUGAUGAGUGGUUUAUGGAAGUCUUCAGAAAAGAUAUUCCACCCCUUCUCUCUCUUGAAAACAGCGAGCUGCCUGACGACAUAUUUAAGUGGUGGCAGCGUUUACAGUCAACCAAGAGCAAGGCUAAAUACUCUGACGUAAUUAAGGAGCUGUUUGCAGUCAUUCCUGGAGAAGGACACUACAGAGAUGCCGGUCCAGAUCGCUGCAGAACCUGUGCUGUGGUGGGAAACUCUGGCAACCUUUUAGGGUCACACUAUGGUCCUCUUAUAGACAACAAUGAUUUUGUUAUCAGGAUGAAUAAGGCACCAAUUGAAGGCUUUGAGAAUGACGUGGGGUUCAAGACUACCCACCGGAUCAUGUACCCAGAAAGCGCCACCCAUCUGGACAACACCACCCACCUGGUGCUAUUGCCCUUUAAAACACUGGAUAUCCAGUGGGUCGCCAGUGCUCUAUCCACUGGAACUAUCAAACGAACCAGAUUUAAGGUUAUAGACAAGAUACAAGCCAACAAGGACAAUGCGAUGGUUAUUCACCCUGCUUUUAUGCGUUACGUGCACAAUACGUGGCUGCACAUCAAGUCUCCAAGAUCUUAUCCAUCCACAGGUUUCCUUGUGCUGAUGUUUGCCUUACACAUCUGUGAUGAGGUCAAUGUGUUUGGGUUUGGCGCAAACAGUAAAGGGACUUGGCACCACUAUUUCGAGAAGUUGCCCAAGAAUUUCAAACGCACUGGAAAACACAAUGGAAACUCAGAGUACAAAAUUAUCUUGGAUCUUCACAAAAAGAACAUAAUUACUCUUUACCCUGGAUGGUGAGAAGGACUAUAUGAGUCUGAGUCUGGCCAGUAAUAUGAAUGUGUAAUUAAAUUAACUUGAACUCUAUUUAUGUCAUUGAAUGUUCUGUUGUUUCUUUCUUUCUUUCUUUCUUUCUUUCUUUCUUUCUUUCUUUCUUUCUUUCUUUCUUUCUUUCUUUCUUUCUAUCUAUCUGUCUGUCUGUCUGUCUGUCUGUCUGUCUGUAUAAAUAUAUAUGGUGUCAAAUUUCAUAGUCAAAAUCUGUGAUUAAUCGCGAUUAACUACAAGAAAUAUGCGAUUAAUCAUGAUUUUAAAAAGCCAUAAUAUAUGCUGUAUAUAUAUAUAUAUAUAUAUAUAUAUAUAUAUAUAUAAAAUUAUAAAAAGAAAUGCAAAUGGUAGACCGGUCAGUGCAAAUGACUUAAUAGUAUAAACAGAAAAUACAGAAGGUGCUUAACAAUGAAUGAGGUAGAAAUGGCAGGUAAUUAUUACAGUGCAAAUGAUUUGUAAUAAAUGUCUGAAUAUGUACAAUGGUCAUGCAAUGUUGAAACAUACAGCAAUGAUAGGGAAAAAAGCAUGUUUAAGAGUCAAGUAUAACAGAAGUAGUACAGUAAUGAAAUAUAGUGUAAUAAGUUUUUAAAUGUGCAGUUUAUUUUUUUUUCUUUUUUUUUUUUUUUUCAGUUUUCCCUCUUUGGGUUGUAAUGUUGCCUCAGGCUGACAGCUGAGGGGGGAAAUCGGUUUAUGAGUCUGCUGGUUCACAGUGGAGACUCCUGUAGUGUUU
This is a messenger RNA of Xyrauchen texanus (razorback sucker), 1973 nucleotides long. RefSeq names its product CMP-N-acetylneuraminate-beta-galactosamide-alpha-2,3-sialyltransferase 1. The transcript has 7 exons. NCBI's taxonomy places the organism in Eukaryota, Metazoa, Chordata, Actinopteri, Cypriniformes, Catostomidae. Gene Ontology annotation, molecular function: beta-galactoside (CMP) alpha-2,3-sialyltransferase activity. The coding region runs from base 224 to 1219 and encodes 331 amino acids. The record is from RefSeq and is a predicted model, not a curated record.